AUGUCCAGCGACACUGUAUCCUCUUCAGCGCGAGGAGCCGGGUUCCUCAUCCUCCUACAAAUCUCCUCCCGGGCCCUCACGUUCGCCCUCAAUCAAGUACUACUGCGCUUCCUCUCCCCAGCACUCCUCGGUGCAUCGGUUCAACUGGAACUCUACAUCAUCUCCGCGCAUCACUUUGCCCGAGAAAGUCUUCGCGUGGCAUGUCAGCGUCAGCCGGAAGGAGGUAUUCAAGCAGCCAUUAACCUUUCCUAUCUGGCGAUUGCUGGAGGCUGUCCGAUUGCGUUAUUCCUCGCACAAUGGUAUCUGAGUACCAGCUAUCCGGAUGUGCCAUAUUUCGUUGAAGCUCUGCGGAUCUGCGAGCUGGCUGCAAUUGUGGAACUCUUCUCGGAACCAGCAUUUGUUGCUGUGCAGCAAAACAUGCUCUACAAGACUCGAGCGGCAGCAGAAGCAUCGGCUGUUGUUGUGAAAACAUUCACCACUGCAGCCAUCGUCUUCUGGGGCCAGCACAAGGAUAUUGAGCUAGGAGUGCUCCCAUUUGCUGCCGGCGAGCUGGCGUAUUGUUCCAUUCUCACUCUCGUCUACUUGUGGCAGACUGUGCCUGUAGCACGGCUGCAGAAGUUCUCUCUUUUGCCGCGCGUGUUCAGCUCGAGGUGUAAUCAGUUUGUCCUUGGUCUCUUUUCCAAACCCCUGCUGAACCUCUCCGUCUCACUGUACAUUCAGUCCGGCAUCAAGUAUGUUCUGACCCAGGGAGAUGUCAUUGUCAGCACGGCACUUGCCUCUCUUGAAGAUCAAGGAAUGUAUGCAUUGUCUGCCAAUUACGGCGGGCUGAUCGCGAGAAUGGUCUUUCGUCCGAUCGAGGACAGCACAAGAAACAUGUUCGCGAAGCUCUGCGCCCCUACCACUACUCCAACCGCCUCUCUCGCUCAGGCUGCCACGAUUCUCAGGGACAUCCUCCGCAUCUACACAAUAUUCUCGCUCAUCGCCUUCGCCGUGGGACCAUCUGCAGCACCGCUUCUGCUGCAACUCGUAGCAGGAUCACGCUGGUCAGCAUCUGGAGCCGGAGAAGUGCUCGGAACAUACUGCUAUUGCAUACCGCUCCUUGCAAUCAACGGCGUCAGCGAAGCCUUCGUCGCAGCUACCGCAUCGACCAAGGACCUUCACUGGCAAAGCAUCUGGAUGGGAGCUUUCUCGGCAGGUUUCGCGGCCAGCGCAUACAUUUUCUUGCGAGUGCUCGAGCUCGGCGCGAAUGGCCUCGUGUGGGCGAAUUGCGUCAAUAUGGGACUACGCAUUGUGUUCAAUUUUUUCUUUGUUUCUUCGUACUUCAAGAGGAACGGACAGGACUUCAAUCUUGUCGACAUACUUCCCAAUCCUUAUGCGAUAGCAGCAACGGCAGUCGUACCAAGCUUACUUGCCCGGUCCGGCAGCCUAACUGCCCAAUACGGCUUGCUCGGAGAUCUCGUGCGUGUUGGCGGUGUGGGUGCGGCAUUCGCGUUGUUCGUGUGA
Messenger RNA from Zymoseptoria tritici IPO323, 1503 nucleotides. RefSeq lists its product as uncharacterized. The transcript is spliced from 4 exons. Gene Ontology annotation, cellular component: endoplasmic reticulum membrane. Bases 1 to 1503 code for a protein of 500 amino acids. Gene Ontology annotation, biological process: dolichol-linked oligosaccharide biosynthetic process; glycolipid translocation. The record is from RefSeq and is a predicted model, not a curated record. NCBI's taxonomy places the organism in Eukaryota, Fungi, Ascomycota, Dothideomycetes, Mycosphaerellales, Mycosphaerellaceae.